UCUCUACAUUCACACAUCGCCAUUUCACCAGGGAAAGAACGGGAUGGCGUCGUCGUUGUUCUCGCUCAUGUCCGCGGUCAAGGACUCGUCGUCGAAGGCAUUGGCCACACUUAGCGCGGAUCUGAAGGAGUUCUCCACGACAGUCCAAGGGGAUGUUGCGGUAGCCGCCAAAGAAGUCAAGAAAAAAGUGGAAGCUACAUUGGCUGAACGAUCCGAGCAAGCUGCCAGAAAAGACGACGAGGACGUUCUCCAAGAAGCCGACGAAACCACAGCCACAACAACGUCGACAACCGCGUCGGUGAAAGCGACGAUCUUUGCCUUUGGAUCACGCCUCGAGUCUGUUGGGACUACAUUCCUUCACAGCGCCGAUGAAUUUCUUGGAGGAUGGACUGCCGACCAGCACGAGCACGCACCCCCCCUCGAAGAGCUGUCCAGCGGCCGUCGAUUCCGCUUGCUGGCGCUACAGGAAGCCACCGACACUUAUGUGGACGUCCCAGUGGACUUGGAGACAUUCCAGGCAUGGAAGGGGGCCUUGUCCGCAGACGACUUCGAGUUGCUCCAGUCUGAAGUCUUGGAGCACUACCCGAUCGUGAAGGACAAGUUUGACGUGUUAGUGCCUGGAACGGUGGACGCCGGUGCAUUUUGGAGCCAUUACUUGUACAAAGCGUCGCUGUUAGCUGCACAAGAACAGCGAGGCGCGCUGCUGCUUGAAAAAGUGGAUGGCAACGACGACGAUGACGAGAUGGCAUGGGACGUGGAGUCGCCAACCCACGACGCUACAGCCGCGACGGCGGAUGCUGGUCGAUUUGACUCGGCCUUGGAUGAUGCUGAAGAGAAGAAAGGGGAGGCUGCGACUUGUGCCGGCGCAAAUGCGAGCACGGAAGUCUCCGAACGACCACAGACCCCAGACGAAGGAUGGGUCGACGUGCCCACGAAGACCGAGGCUGGCACUGCCGCAUCACUGGAAGCGAAGAUUGUCGCUGUUGCAAUCGAUGACGAGGAUGUCGUCGAUUGGGGCGAUGACGACGAUGACGACGCCCCCGCGGCGGCACCGGAAGGGAAGAUGGCACCUGCCACGGACGAGUGGGGGCAGUGGGAGUAACCCCAGCUCGCUGUUUUACGUUGAAUAUAUUAGCAUGGCCGCAUUAACACCACUUUGGAGAUGCCUUGGACGGAGUGCGGAGCUUUUUCCAGCUCGAUCGCAGUCCACUGAGUGCUUUCUUGCACGCUUCGACGUGGUCGGGAUGGUCCAUGGCGACAUACGACGCGGGUGGAGCGCACACGCCCUGGAAGUGUGUGAGGAAGCGACCGAGAUGGGGGACGACAGCGUACCUGGUGCGAUUCAAAACAGUGCUUGUACCCGCCAUCAAUCACGUACAACUCGGGGUAAUGUAGUGUCGGGUACUUGUCGGCGUGGAGACGGCGGUCCAGGUUUCGAAUGUGCCGUGCCCUAUCCAAGGUUGUCAUGGAGGGGGGUGGAGGAGAGAAGCGAUACAUCUUUGGAGCGCGCUGGGCAGAGUAUUCGCAGAACAAGAUGAGCGCCGUUCGUUUGCUCGUGAGGUACGCUUUGGGGUGGAAGAACUCGGCUUCGACGUCCUGUGGCAACAUGAGAGAUUUGGCGCCUUGCAAGGUGCCGCCGACAAAUUCGUGGUCAAACCGGCAAUCGAUAAAGUGGAAACCAUGCAGGACGUCGUUGAAUGACCCGUCGAGAAGCAUCUGGACGGUGGCUGGAGAGAUCACGUUCAAGUCGGGGAGUUUGCUUGACUUGAUCAACGGGAGAAGCGGGACGUAAACUUCCAGCGUUGGCAUCGGACCGGGGCACGAGUGGCUGCGAUGCUCCAAAUUCGUUGGAACAAGUGAUGGCGGUAGUUCAUUCCAUUCACAUGAUUCGUCCCGAUCAAACAACUUUCCUUUGGAAGUUAUCGGCCUCGGAGGUGAUCGCUCCGACUCGGUCGUCGCGGAUCGGGAUCGUUUGCCGCCCUCAUCCGGGGAGAACAAAAGUGCUCGUUUGCUGGACUUGUUCAGGAAACGUCGCCGAUGCAAAGGUCCGCGGCUUGUCAUGUCGGACUGUGUCCUUGACAGGACAGGUGCCAUAGGUCCAAUGCCCGCCACUUGCGGCGUGCACACAGAGUCGCCGUCGUCGGCCAUCUCGCCGUUGCUUCAAUGAUCCUCCCCCUGCCUGCGGUGGAU
Molecule: messenger RNA, 2190 nt
Organism: Aphanomyces invadans
Lineage: Eukaryota; Oomycota; Saprolegniomycetes; Saprolegniales; Verrucalvaceae
Exons: 9
Coding region: 44-1102 (352 amino acids)
Cellular component (GO): cytoplasm
Source: RefSeq, a predicted model, not a curated record